Poeciliopsis prolifica (blackstripe livebearer) is the source of this 3628-nucleotide messenger RNA. It is a transcript of the gene sec62, whose product is annotated as SEC62 homolog, preprotein translocation factor. Gene Ontology annotation, biological process: post-translational protein targeting to membrane, translocation. Lineage: Eukaryota; Metazoa; Chordata; Actinopteri; Cyprinodontiformes; Poeciliidae. Gene Ontology annotation, cellular component: endoplasmic reticulum; endoplasmic reticulum membrane. Bases 34 to 1284 code for a protein of 416 amino acids. The record is from RefSeq and is a predicted model, not a curated record. The transcript is spliced from 8 exons.
UUUACACACGGGGUAGCUGAGUUGGAAAGGAUCAUGGCGGAGCGCAGGAGGCACAAGAAGCGUAUCCAGGAGGUGAGCGAGCCCACCAAGGAGGAGAAGGCGGUGGCCAAGUACCUUCGGUUUAAUUGCCCCACCAAGUCCACCAACAUGAUGGGUCACCGAGUCGACUACUUUAUUGCCUCCAAGGCCGUGGACUGCCUGCUGGACUCCAAAUGGGCCAAAGCUAAGAAAGGAGAAGAGGCGCUGUUCACCACCAGAGAGUCGGUGGUAGAUUACUGCAACAGACUCUUAAAGAAGCAGUUCUUCCACCGAGCUCUUAAGGUGAUGAAGAAGAAGCCAGAGAAAGACGCUAAGAAAGAGAAGGAGAAAGAGAAAAUCAAGAGUGACAGCAGCAAAGAGGAGGAGAAAAAAGGGAAGAAAGAGAAAGAGAAGAAGAAAGAGUCUGAAGUUGCUGAAACCAAGAAAGAGAAAAGUGAUGAAAGCCCAGGAACCCCAAAGAAGAAGAAAGAAGUGAAGAAAAAGUUUAAACUGGAGCCUCAUGAGGAUCAGCUGUUCCUGGAUGGGAAUGAGGUGUACGUGUGGAUUUACGACCCGGUUCAUUUCAAAACGUUUGCAAUGGGUUUGAUCCUCGUUAUUGCAGUGAUUGCAGCAACCCUGUUCCCGCUGUGGCCUGCAGAAAUGCGUGUUGGAGUUUACUAUCUGAGUGUUGCAGCUGGCUGCUUUGUGGCCAGCAUCCUGCUUCUAGCAGUCGCUCGCUGCAUCCUCUUCCUGAUUAUCUGGCUGGUGACCGGCGGACGCCAUCACUUCUGGUUCCUGCCCAACCUGACCGCAGACGUGGGCUUCAUCGACUCGUUCAGGCCGAUCUACACGCACGAGUACAAAGGGCCGCGAAGCAGCGACAAGAAGGGCUCCGACAAGACUGACGAGAAGGACGGCGCCGCCUCCCUCAAGGCGCAGAAGUCGGACAGCGACGAAAAGUCGGACAGCGAGAAGAAGGACGGCGACGACGAGGAAGAGGACGAAGACGAGGAGAGCAAAGAGGCGAAGGGAGACGCGACGGAAGACCGCCACUCGGAUACGGACAGCGACCGCCGGGAGGACGAAGGCUCGCAGCACAGCAACGGAAACGACUUUGAAAUGAUCACCAGGGAGGAGCUGGAGCAGCACACAGAGGAGGAAGAGGAGGAGGAGGAGGAAAACGAGGAAGAAGGAGAGGAGGAAGACGAGGAGGUGCACGAGAGGAAAGAGGGCAGCGAGAGUAAAGUCCAGACUGCUGAGACAUAAACUUCCAGUUCCAUCACUCUCGUUUCCUCCCUCCCUGCUGUGAUCCCAGGACCUGCUUGUCCAGCCUCUCUGGCAGCACAGAGGCUCCGUCUCAUGUUGUUGAGAUCUUCCUUCCACUAAACAGAACCGGGAUAGACACAUCGCUCACAGGUUUACGGCCAUAAUGAUGGGGAAAAUGUUUAAAAAAAGAAGAAGAAGCCUUACGGUGGAAAUGAUUCCUUUCCAAUUAAAUGUUAUUUAUGUUAAAAUGAAACUGCUGUUUGCCUGAGGAACCUAUCAAAACACCGCCUGCCAGGGUCUUUACUUCAGUUGGAGAACAAGAAGAGGUCCAAUCUAGAUGAUUGUGGGAAGUCGUGUUUCACCGGUCAGGACGUUUUGGCACUUCCUGUCCGGUCAUCUGGUGAGUCCGGUAGAUUCCUCAGGCAGAAGGACAAUCGUGGUGCCAGCUGUUCAUCCUGAGCUCAGCCAGACGGACCAAAUCCCCAAAACCACAGAGGCAGAUUAAAGGUCUGCAGAGUCUCUUCAGAUUCAUCUCAAUUCAUUAAUUUAUUCACUAAUUCAAUUCAGAGAGGAAAACUUCUGUGUUACAUAAAUUCUUUGCACAUGUUCAGAUAUUUGACUUGUUUAUUUUGAUGAAUAUGUCUUACAGCUAAUAGCCACAUCAGCAGGCCUUGUUGCUGGUGCAGUUUUUUGUUUUAGUUCCACUCAACUUCCAACUUAUUCAUUUCAUUCAAUUCAUGACACUUCUUUUUUUAUUUUAUUUAGUUUUAUUCAUUAGCUGUAAGUCUUAGUCAUCACUAUGAACAAAAUAAACUUUUGAAACAUUUUACCGCGUAAUAAAUCUUAGUUUAACUUUUUGAACUGAAAUACUCUAAUCGAUUGAGAUGCUUUUGUUUUUUUUGUUUGUUUGUUUUUUAAAUAAUCUUAUUGCAGUUGCCCUUUCAGUAUAAAAUAUUUUUUCAUGUAAUUUAUCUCUACAAGUACAUUUAAGCUACCGGAGACAGCUGGCAUGCUAAAUAUUUUUUUAGAUUUUGUUAAUACUGCAGAAUUUGCUGAUGAAUUAACUCUGUAAGAGCUGAAGUUGGGAACAAACCAGAUCUAAAGUGAACUCUAGUGCCAAACACACCAAAUAACUAAAGCGAUGCACGAUUAAACUCGAGCAUCUGAGUUCAGUUUUAUUAAGCCAUUUGUUUUGUAACUACAGUGUCAAAAAUGCUCUCAAAAAGCACAGCGCAAAGUUGUUAGCAUGCAGGUAAACAGAGAGGAUUCUGGUCUCAAUGAAACCGUUAAAACUGCGUUCACACCAGACUCACCCAAAGGAGUUGUAUCUAGACUUGCGCAACCAAUCAGUGGGCUUAUUUUUUGAGUCCAGAUCCGCUCACUGAUUGGCUGAGAUCCAGUCACUGAGGUCCAAGCUGUUCUUUCACUUUAUCUUUGGGUUAGAGGCUCUUUUUAGGCAUAGCAAGGAUUAUAUUUAAGUAUAAAACAGAAAUGUAUCGUUUAUAUAUGGAUUCUAUUAAUGUAUCAGAUAUAUGCAUAUAGUACUCAAAGUCUAAGCCUAUAAAACAACUUUUUUUCAUUUGUUCUGUCAUUGUUUCUAUCUAAAUCAUAGAGAAUAACUUUUAAAAGAUAGAAUCUGGGAAUCAUUGGAUUGCAGCAUUAUUAUUUUUUAUUAGAUUUGCAGCUAUGUCAAAGUGUGUGAUGUGGUUGGUUGUGAGUUACCAGGUCUAUUUUUCUCCCUCUAACAAAGAAACCUGAAGUUUCCUGUAACACAAACUGAUAAAAAGGUUUAACAUCAACACAGCUUUCUGUACGUCGUCUAGUCUAAGUAGUUUUUUUUCCCUUAAUGUAGUCCUAACGAGGUGCCGCAUUCUGAUUUUUCUAAUUUGCAUGUCGUCCUGUUUAUCAUUCUGUUUCCAUCAUUUUUUUAAUUUUUCCUUUUUAAAAAAAUAAUUUUUCCUUUUUUUUUGUUGUUUUGAAACGGGCAAAAGUGCAUCUGUUUGCGGAGAUGCCAGCAGCUCAACUCUGAUUCUUCACACAAAAACAAAACGAUUCUCCCAGCUGUUCUUGACUGUUGCAAACUAUCGAUCUGUUGUGUAUCGUAGUAUCACCCUAUGCUGCUGCUGCUGCUGCUGUUUCUCGUCGCACAUUUACAGGGAAAAUUCAAGUAAAAAUGUUUUAAAAAAAAAACCUUCCACAUUUUAUCUCUGGUGUCUUUUAUUUUUUACCACCUUGUCGAUGUCACUCUCAAGACUGUCUUCUAAGAUAUUGAAGUGUAAUUUACUGAAAUUGGAUGUCUGGAUUAUAUCUGUAUGUUAUCAUUGCAAUAAAAACCUAGAAAGCA